This is a messenger RNA of Camellia sinensis, 1202 nucleotides long. RefSeq names its product RAB GTPase homolog H1C (gene RABH1C). The record is from RefSeq and is a predicted model, not a curated record. Lineage: Eukaryota; Viridiplantae; Streptophyta; Magnoliopsida; Ericales; Theaceae. Gene Ontology annotation, molecular function: GTP binding; GTPase activity.
CGUAGUGUUAUUGGUUGGCGCCUUGGCGGUUUCUUCUCCCCAAACUCUCUCUCUCUCUCUCUCUCGCUCCACUUCCUAGAAAACAUCUUAUUCGAUUUCAGAUCUGUUCGUCUGAAACCUAGACACAGAGAGAGAAAGAGAGAAGUCAAUCCGAUGGCGGUUGUGUCUCCUCUCGCGAAAUACAAGCUGGUGUUCCUCGGCGAUCAAUCCGUAGGCAAGACCAGCAUCAUUACUCGCUUCAUGUACGACAAAUUUGACACCACCUAUCAGGCUACCAUUGGCAUUGAUUUUUUAUCUAAAACAAUGUAUCUUGAAGAUCGAACAGUUCGCUUGCAGCUUUGGGACACUGCCGGGCAAGAGAGAUUUAGGAGUCUUAUUCCAAGUUACAUUAGAGAUUCUUCCGUUGCAGUGAUCGUCUUUGAUGUUGCUAAUCGGCAAUCUUUUCUUAACACUUCCAAGUGGAUUGAGGAAGUACGUACAGAACGAGGCAGUGAUGUUAUUAUUGUUCUUGUUGGGAAUAAAACUGAUCUUGUUGAUAAAAGGCAAGUGUCAAUUGAAGAAGGAGAUGCCAAGGCUCGCGAAUUUGGAGUCAUGUUCAUAGAAACCAGUGCGAAAGCCGGAUUCAAUAUCAAGCCUCUGUUCCGAAAGAUUGCUGCUGCUUUGCCAGGGAUGGAGACCCUUUCCUCCACAAAACAGGAGGACAUGGUUGACGUGAAUUUGAAACCUACUGUGAAUACGUCCAGCACAGAGCAGCAAGGGGGAGGUUGUGCAUGCUAAAGAAUGUAAAUAGGGAGGGGAGAGAGAAAGAGAAUGAAGCAUCAGUUCGAAUAGCCUAAUACCAAAAAGGAAACAGCAAAUAUGAUUUUGAAAUUCUAAACUAAUACGAGAUUGGAGCAACUUUGAUGCUUUCUCUUCAAUAUAAAAGCAAUUGUUUCAAGUCUUGGGAAAGAGGAAGCUGCAGUGGUCUGCUCUUAAGGUACUAGAAGUUGAUAGUUAUUCCUAGAUUUGUUUUGUUAUUGAGAUUACUAUUACUAUUUUUCUUGUUUUUUUUAAUUCAAAAAUUUUCUCUUUAGUGAAACCAUAUGUUUGUAUUUGAUUUUGAAUCUGUAUCCGCGAAUUCAUUUUCAGUAGACAUUUACUUUUAGGAUCAUUGCAUUUUGAAAUACCUAAAAUCAUUCACAGCUAGAUUUUCUUACGAGUUC